AUGGGAUCGACUACUGCUACCACAACAUUUGCCACACUGCCAACACCACAACACUUUAACGAUGCCGAUUUCGAAUCACCUGCCAAGAUCCUUCAGAAAAAGAAGCGCGCCACCAGCAUCAUGACACUAUCAAUUCCAGGCACGCCACCAGUGAUGGAUGAUGAUGCUACGAGUGAUGAUGAAACCCUUUCCAAUGUGCGUACUCCUACGACCAUUGUUAGCGAUGAACGAGAAGAGCAGCAAGUAGUUGAUUCUACAGCCGAUUUGAGCACAACGUCAGGUCGUCUCUCAUCCCAAUUCAAAUUCAAGAAGCCUGUAUACAAUAACAAGUACAAGCAAACCCAUUUCCAUCGACCAGCAAAACGUAGUGGAUUAUUGCAUGGGCUUAAACGAUUCUUCAAAAAGGACAACACCUCAUCUGUAAGCAGCAAUGGAAGUAUUCGAAGCAGCACAAGUAGCAGUGGCCGCUCAUUGAGCUUUGCCAAUGGUUUCAACAAGGACAUUGAAGCCCGAUAUGGCAAGUGGGGACGAUUUGUCGGCAAGGGAGCAGGAGGAUCCGUGAGAGUCAUCCGCCGCAGCACCGAUGGUAAAACAUUUGCCGUCAAGCAAUUCCGUAAACGCCAACCCCAUGAAAAGGAAAAGGACUAUGUCAAAAAGGUCACUGCCGAGUUUUGUGUUGGGUCCACUUUACAUCACCCGAACAUUAUCGAAACCAUCGAUAUGGUACAAGAAGGUUCAGCAUUCUAUGAAAUCAUGGAAUAUGCACCCAACGACUUGUUCAACGUUGUCAUGAGUGGUCAAAUGUCACGUGAAGAAAUUGCGUGCUGCUGGCGUCAAAUGCUGCAUGGUGUUCAAUACCUUCACUCGAUGGGCCUUGCACAUCGUGACCUCAAGUUGGAUAACAUGAUGCUUGAUGAUCGUGGCAUUGUCAAGCUUAUCGACUUUGGUUGUUCAGUGGUCUACAAGUACCCAUUCGAUAAGAAAACAAGAACCUGUAAGGGUGUGUGUGGCUCUGAUCCUUACAUUGCCCCUGAGCAAUACGAAGGUGAAUACAUGCCAGCAGCAGCAGAUGUUUGGUCGUGUGCCAUCAUUUUCAUUUGUAUGACGAGUCGUCGCUUUCCUUGGAAGGUCCCACUCAAAGAGGACAAGACAUUUAAUCAUUUCAGCAACCAUGGUCCUCAGCGCCUCAUGAAGCUACUUCCACGAGAAUCUCAUAACAUCAUCACACGCAUGCUCGAAACUGAUCCUGCCAAGCGAUGCACCAUUGAGGAAGUGCUUGCCGACCCUUGGGUCAGCAGUAUCGCCAUGUGUCAGCACAAUGAGCACGCCAGCGGACAUAUGCAUCAUCUUUUCAACGCAGCCCCUUCAGCUGAUAAUGUCAUUGUUCUCGAUGCUCAAAAGCAAGAUCAGGAUGAAUCGACAACAUCAUCAGGCAGUGCUGACAAGGCCAACAAGAAACAUUCAUAA
Lichtheimia ornata is the source of this 1467-nucleotide messenger RNA. RefSeq lists its product as uncharacterized. The transcript is spliced from 2 exons. Gene Ontology annotation, biological process: intracellular signal transduction; protein phosphorylation. Gene Ontology annotation, molecular function: protein serine/threonine kinase activity; ATP binding. The record is from RefSeq and is a predicted model, not a curated record. The coding region runs from base 1 to 1467 and encodes 488 amino acids. Lineage: Eukaryota; Fungi; Mucoromycota; Mucoromycetes; Mucorales; Lichtheimiaceae.